Molecule: messenger RNA, 1663 nt
Organism: Zophobas morio
Lineage: Eukaryota; Metazoa; Arthropoda; Insecta; Coleoptera; Tenebrionidae
Product: facilitated trehalose transporter Tret1-2 homolog
Exons: 2
Coding region: 24-1439 (471 amino acids)
Biological process (GO): transmembrane transport
Cellular component (GO): membrane
Molecular function (GO): transmembrane transporter activity
Source: RefSeq, a predicted model, not a curated record
AAGUAAGCAUUUUUGUAGUUGCAAUGAAAUACUUCUGUUUGAAAUGUGGUUAUGCUACAGAAAACCAAAAAUGGCCUCAGGUUGUCACAGUUUCAACAGUCUGGCUUUUGGGAUUCUCUGGUGGGAUCCAUUUCGGGUGGCCUAGUCCAUCUAUACCCAAACUAUUAUCCAACGAUUUUCCCGUUAAAGUCACCCCAGAAGAUGCUUCAUUCAUAACAACGUCCGCAUUGUUGUCACAAAUUAUCGGUAACGUUGCUUCGUCAAUUCUGAUCGAUACUGCCGGAAGAAAGAUCGCUCUUCUUUCAUCAGCACCUCUUUUCUUAGUUUCGCUACUUCUAAUCCACUUUUCUUCUAAAUCAAUAGCAUUUUUGUAUGCAGCAAGAAUCAUUGGUGGUAUAGGUGAAGGACUCAUGACCAUAAUGUCUACAGUAUAUAUAUCAGAAAUCUCAGAACCAAGAAUAAGAGGUGUUUUGGUCACAUUCUUAAAAGCGUUCUUUUGUUCAGGCGUUCUUUUUAUAAACGUAGUCGGUUUUUACUUUUCCAUAGAAACAGCAAGUCUGAUGUCAAUGCCCUCCUCUAUCCUCUUUCUCUCACUCUUUGUCUUUGCACCAGAAAGCCCCUACUUUCUACUGAUGACGAAACAAACAGAACGCGCUUACAGUUCUUUGAAGAAACUACGCUGGACUGACAAUGUCCAUGAAGAACUUGUACUUCUACAAGCUCAUGUUGAUCGUCAACUGUGCGCAAACGCUCGACUAAAAGAUCUAGUUCUAAUCAAGUCGAACAGAAGAGCUUUAGUCAUCUUAUUGGUCACAACAUCAGCAGAAAUCUUCUCAGGAGUUCCAACCCUGACGAUCUACGCUCAACCGUUCUUUUCUCAAGCGGUACCAAACAUCCCUCAACAAUGGACUGCAGUUUUCACACAACUACUCAGACUGGUUUCUAUAUUCGCAGGAGCUGCUAUUGUCGACACUCUAGGAAGAAAAAUUUUGCUCCUGGUUGCAACCGGCGGUUGCUGUCUUACUGCAACGUCCCUUUCUGGAUUCUUCUUUCUCAAAGACCAUUCUUCUCUAGAUCUUGACCAAUUCAACUGGUUGCCUCUAGUCGAUAUCGUCGUUAUGGAAAUCACGUUCAUGUUGGGUUUUGGCGUCGCUGGUUUUUGCCUAAUGGGAGAGCUGUUUUCUACUAGCAUUAAAGCAAAGGCCGUUUGUGUUAUCAGUGUGAUGGGUGCGGUUUUAAUUUUUGUGAAUACGGCGCUGUUUCAAUUUUUGAGUGGUAGUUAUGGUUUGGGAGUACCGUUGGCGAUUUUUGCGGCGGCGGACGUUUUGGCGUUUGUUUUUUGUUGGAGGCGGCUGCCAGAAACCAAAAGGAAGAGUCUUGAGGAAAUUCGGCAGAAGUUGGGAAGGAAGAGAGUUCGGAAAACGGAAGAUGUGUCUUAAAUUUGAUUAUAACGUGUUUACUUUUUGUUAUCUUUGUGUUGUAGAUUUUAUUGCGUUAUUUUUUGUUUACGAUUUGUUAACCUUAUUGUUUGAAAGUUUGGCGUUAUCGAGCUGGCGACGUUGUAAAUUAUUUAAUCGUAAAUAAUAUGUGUUUUCCAUGCGUUUUUCUUUGUUAUGCAAUUUAUAAGAUUUAUUGUGGUGAAAUUUUAAUUUAUUUUGAUUUU